CACUUUCCGCCCAAUAGAGUUUCUGAUAUAAAUUCCAGAGAUGGAGCUACAACACGGAUAUUCACUCCGGUAAGCAGCCAUGAGACCGUCCACAGUCGGGGCCCUCUCCGUCCUCCUGGGGAUCAUCUUACUUCAAGCCGUGUCUUCUGCUGAAAAAAGUGGACUGUGUCCUUAUGUAGGGGUGCCCAAUACCAUCAUGCUGUUCAGAUGUUUGUCUGUCAACGAUACCGUCUGCAAGAACGAUGAAGACUGUGAAGGUCAGCAGAAGUGCUGCAGCGAGUCCUGCGUCAACAGAUGCCGGGACCCCGUGUUCGUUUAAGUGUCAGGAUAGGAAUCCGUUGAAGACAUUUAUGGAGAGAUGAGAUCGGCAUCACCCCGUUGUGAUCAGCAGGACGUCACCCCACCACAGGAAUUGUGUUUAAAUAAAGAAUUCUUCAAUCCCCAA
Messenger RNA from Rana temporaria (common frog), 445 nucleotides. Its product is annotated as auswaprin-a-like. Gene Ontology annotation, cellular component: extracellular region. The transcript is spliced from 3 exons. The record is from RefSeq and is a predicted model, not a curated record. NCBI's taxonomy places the organism in Eukaryota, Metazoa, Chordata, Amphibia, Anura, Ranidae. Gene Ontology annotation, molecular function: peptidase inhibitor activity. The coding region runs from base 80 to 319 and encodes 79 amino acids.